Messenger RNA from Oncorhynchus tshawytscha (Chinook salmon), 3902 nucleotides. Its product is annotated as CUB and sushi domain-containing protein 3-like. NCBI's taxonomy places the organism in Eukaryota, Metazoa, Chordata, Actinopteri, Salmoniformes, Salmonidae. Bases 365 to 3190 code for a protein of 941 amino acids. The record is from RefSeq and is a predicted model, not a curated record. The transcript has 18 exons.
UUGAGGGAAUGAUUUGUUCAGCAGCUUGCAAAUGCACGGAGUCCAGUUCAAUGGCCCGAUUGAUACGGCAGCAUCCUAAAGCACAGCUUUCCAUCGCGGAGGUUUGAGCAGAGCAGAGCCAGAGCAGAGAGGCGGCGAGGUGCAGGGAGAUACAGCGAUAGACAAGAACACACCAGAGAUUAUACUUGAUGCCCCUCUCGGCGAGAUGGUUGAGUCCACAUCAAGGUUGCUGCCGCUGCUGUGCUAUCCUCAAAUCCACUGUUCACUUUUAGCUUCGUUCUCAGCGUCUGGCACAGCACUACGGAUUGCUGUCUCUGGCUGAAAAGGAAUACUUCCCAACCUAAAUACAUGUUUAGUUGUAAAUAUGAAAACUGUGCAUAGAGACGGAUACUACGCGGGAUCUAUCGAACUAUCUGACAUGAUCAAUAGAAGAAACGUUAAAUGCUGCCGGACGGAUUUAGUUCCAUCUAGAACCAUGAGGAUUAGAACUGGAAUUAUAUUCUGGAAUCUCAUGUUUUCAAUGAUGUUCUCGUGUGUGAAAGGGUUCAUAAAUACGUGCGGAGGGACGUUAAAAGGACAGAACGGAACCAUAGAAAGCCCAGGUUUCCCGUACGGAUAUCCCAACGGUGCCAACUGUACCUGGGUCAUCGUAGCGGAACAAAUGAACAGGAUUCACGUCGUUUUUCAAUCUUUCGCCGUGGAAGAGGAGUACGAUUUUUUAUCUUUGUAUGAUGGACACCCACAUCCGGCACACUUCCGGACGAGGUUAACAGGAUUUCAGAUCCCGCCUCCCGUAACCAGCACAGGGUCCAUAUUUUCACUACGGCUUACCAGUGACUUUGCAGUAAGCGCUCAUGGAUUUAAGAUGGCUUAUGAAGAGCUAAGGAGCAGCUCCUGUGGGAACCCUGGUGUUCCACCUAAAGGCAUCCUAAACGGAACACAGUUCAACAUGGGGAACACAAUCCACUACAGGUGUGUGACGGGCUACGUGUUGGACGGUCACUCCCUCCUUACCUGUGUCCUCAACACAGGCAAUAUGGCCGUCUGGGACUUCCCUGUCCCCAUCUGCAGAGCUGAGAACACGUGUGGCGGGACGUUGAGAGGGUCCAGUGGGAUCAUCUCCAGCCCUGAAUACCUCAGUGACCUGUCCAACGCUGGGGAAUGUAAGUGGACGGUGCUGGCGGACCCUGGAGACACCAUCUCACUGGUGUUCACUGACUUCCAGAUAGAGGACAAACACGGCUCUCUGGAGAUAGAAGGAUCAGAGCCGCCCAGUAUCUGGUUAUCUGGUGUGAAUAUACCAGCACCCGUCAUCAGCAACAAGAACUGGCUAAGACUCCAUUUUGUGACCGAUAGGAAUCAUCUAAAUAAAGGAUUCACACUUCAGUAUCAAGUGAAAAGCUCUGGUGAGCUGAAAUCCAGAGGAGUAAAGUUACUACCGGGAAAGGACAACAAUAACAAAUUGUCUUUGAUGAACGAAGGAGGAAUUAAACAGCUGUCCAAUUAUUGCCCGGAUCCGGGGGAACCUGAGAACGGCAAACGCCGAGGCUCUGACUUCAGCAUUGGAGCGACGGCUCAGUUUACCUGUGAUGAGGACCAUGUGCUGCAGGGCUCCAAAACCAUCACCUGUCAGAGGGUGGCUGAGGUGUUCGCUGCCUGGAGCGACCACAGACCUGUCUGUAAAGUGAAAACGUGCGGAUCGACACUCCAGGGUCCAUCGGGGAUGUUCACCUCUCCCAAUUUCCCCAUCCAGUACGAGAGUAAUUCCAACUGUGUGUGGAUUAUCACUGCUAGUAACCCCAUUAAGGUUAUCCAGGUCAACUUUGAGGAGUUUGACAUGGAGAUCGGCUAUGACUCAUUAACCAUCGGAGACGGAGGGCAAGUUGGAGACUCAAGAACUAUAAUACAAGUCCUGACAGGUAGCUUCGUGCCUGACCUUAUUGUCAGCAUGUCCCAUCAAAUGUGGCUGCACCUUCAGUCUGAUGAGAGCGUGGGAUCAAUCGGCUUCAAGAUCAACUAUAAAGAGAUUGAUAAGGAGAGUUGUGGGGACCCAGGCACACCUCUGUAUGGCUUCCAGGAGGGCAGUGGGUUUCUGAACGGGAACGUGCUGCGGUUCGAGUGCCAGUUUGGCUUCGAGCUGAUUGGAGAGAGGAUGAUCACCUGUCAGAACAACAAUCAAUGGUCUGCUAACAUCCCCAUUUGCAUAUUCCCAUGUUUCUCCAACUUCACGGCAGCCGUGGGCACUGUGCUGUCCCCUGACUACCCAGAGGGCUAUGGGAACAACCUGAACUGUGUGUGGAUCAUCAUCUCUGAACCAGGCAGCCGGAUCCACCUGGCCUUCAACGACUUUGACCUGGAGCCUCCAUACGACUUCCUCACCGUGAAGGACGGAGACCAGACGGGCUCGUCCAUCCUGGGGAGAUACUCGGGAGCCGAGGUGCCGUCUCACUUCACCUCCAACAGUAACAUACUCCAGCUGGAGUUCCAGGCAGACCACUCCAUGUCCGGAAGAGGAUUCAACAUCACCUACAGCACAUUUGGCCACAACGAGUGUCCGGACCCAGGCGUCCCUCUGAACGCCAGACGGUUCGGGGACAGUUUCCAGCUGGGUAGCUCUGUCUCUGUGGUUUGUGAGGAGGGUUUCAUCAAGACCCAGGGCACUGACACUAUCACCUGCCAGCUGGAGGGGGGCAAGGUCAUGUGGAGCGGACCCAUCCCUAAAUGUGAAGCCCCAUGUGGAGGCCACUACUCUGCUCCGUCCGGAGUGAUCCUGUCCCCAGGGUGGCCUGGAUACUAUAAGGACUCCCUCAGCUGUGAGUGGGUCAUCGAGGCUACGCCCGGGCGCUCUGUGAAGAUCAGUUUUGACAGGUUCCAGACGGAGCUCAGCUAUGACUUCCUGGAGUUGCAUGAUGGUCCCAACCUGCUCUCGCCUCUGAUUGGCUCGUUCAACGGGACCCAGGUCCCACAGUUCCUGUUCAGCAGUAGUAACUUCAUCUACCUCCUCUUCACCACCGACAACAGCAGAUCCAACAGCGGCUUCAAGAUCUUCUACGAGAGUGAGAUAAUAACAAGAUGGUUUUUUUAUGGCCGUUCUGACAAACACAUAUAUGGUACAAGUCUCCCAUUGAUAUCAAUUAAUGGAAAUAAGUUGAGACAACAACAAGCUCUAUUUCCAAACCCAUUAUCUUGAGUUUUAUUGAAGUUCACUGAAUGAUUUAUGUGAAAGUCUGAGUUGUGGAUGUACAGUCUUGUCUCAACUCUUAAUGAGACCCUAUGAGACUGUUCUGGAUUCCUUCUUAUCAAGCAGCAAACAUACACACAGCUCUGAUCAGUAAGAUUAGGGCCACGAUGGGCCCUACUUAUCAUGUACAAUAGGUAGCCUGAGUUAUAUCUGUGUCGUAGAGUGUAGGAUAAACUGAUUUCCCGACUUCCUGUAGAAUAAACUGACUUCCUGUAGAAUAAACUGAUUUUCUGACUUCCUGUAGAAUAAACUGAUUUCCUGACUUCCUGUAGAAUAAACUGAUUUCCUGACUUCCUGUAGAAUAAACUGAUUUCCCAACUUCUUGUAGAAUAAACUGACUUCCUGACUUCCUGUAGAAUAAACUGACUUCCUGACUUCCUGUAGAAUAAACUGACUUCCUGACUUCCUGUAUUUGCUCUGGAAAGCAUUUCAGCUGCUAAAAUGAAGAGAAUGAGUGACAUUUUCUCCACCAUAAAAUGAUCUGUGGGACCGCUAGUUAGCUCAACACACUGCUAUUGUAACGUGUAUGCUAAUAAACGAGAAGCAAGGGAGUGAAUUUAAUAAAUAAACGAACCAGGAACAAAACAAGAAACACGAGCAGUGUAAGGACAUUCAACAGAAUCAAUAACAUCUGAGGAAAGAACCAAAGGGAGUGACAGAU